ACUUCAGGGCUUCGGAUCCACUCAGUGCUGGUGACUGGGGCCAACUGGGGCAUCAGCCUGGGGCUGGUCCAGCACUUCCUGGGGAUGCCAACCCCCCCCCAGUGGGUCUUUGCAGCCUGUCGGGCCCCCACGGAGCAGCGGGCGCAGGAGCUGCAGCGUUUGGCCUCCAGGCACCGGAACCUGGUCAUCAUCCCGCUCGAAGUCACCGACCCUGCCAGCAUCGAAGCGGCUGCAGCCCAAGUCGGAGAGCGCUUGGGGGGCUCGGGGCUCACCCUCCUCAUCAACAAUGCAGGAAUGGCGAUAUUGAAUACACUUGAUAAGGAGACACUGGAGGACAUGACCCACGUUUACACCACCAACACGAUUGGGCCCUUGUUGAUGGGCCAGGUGAGACCCUCGCCCAAGCUGAGCUGUCCCGUGGCAGCACCAAAGACUGGUGGGAGGGGGUCCUGCCCCUGCUCCAUGUGAUGAGAAGCUUGUGGAGCUGUGGGCUGGAGUACAGA
Molecule: messenger RNA, 503 nt
Organism: Pezoporus flaviventris
Lineage: Eukaryota; Metazoa; Chordata; Aves; Psittaciformes; Psittacidae
Product: retinol dehydrogenase 5-like
Exons: 3
Coding region: 85-468 (127 amino acids)
Source: RefSeq, a predicted model, not a curated record